AGAGCUUCAGGAACGGAUGGGCCGGGUUAGCACUGGGUUGUCAGAGGAAACCAUUGCAAAUCAGCUUAACACAAGAACCCAUAUUUCAUCUGCGAAUCAGAACGAAGAACCUGAAAUCUGUGUUAUAUGCCAAGCGGAGUAUGAAAAGAACGAGACAAUUGGAAGACUUGGAUGCGGACAUGAAUAUCAUGCAGACUGCAUAAAAACGUGGCUCCUUGAAAAAAAUGUUUGCCCUAUCUGCAAAGCUACACCUUUUUGAUCAUAUAUAUAGUAGAGCUAGAAAACGACUUUUAGAGAGGCCAAGGAUGAUGUGUAGACUCUGUUUAUUUCAUUUGUUUCUCUCAUGUCUAUUGUGGACAGUGUAUUGACGUGUUUAUAUAAUUCAGUUGUUUCAUCAUUAACUAUCU
Molecule: messenger RNA, 407 nt
Organism: Cornus florida
Lineage: Eukaryota; Viridiplantae; Streptophyta; Magnoliopsida; Cornales; Cornaceae
Product: probable E3 ubiquitin-protein ligase RHG1A
Exons: 2
Coding region: 17-259 (80 amino acids)
Molecular function (GO): ubiquitin protein ligase activity
Source: RefSeq, a predicted model, not a curated record